Liolophura sinensis is the source of this 6560-nucleotide messenger RNA. Its product is annotated as cadherin EGF LAG seven-pass G-type receptor 1-like. Gene Ontology annotation, molecular function: G protein-coupled receptor activity; calcium ion binding. NCBI's taxonomy places the organism in Eukaryota, Metazoa, Mollusca, Polyplacophora, Chitonida, Chitonidae. Gene Ontology annotation, cellular component: membrane. The record is from RefSeq and is a predicted model, not a curated record. The transcript is spliced from 25 exons. The coding region runs from base 8 to 4453 and encodes 1481 amino acids. Gene Ontology annotation, biological process: cell surface receptor signaling pathway; G protein-coupled receptor signaling pathway.
AUCAAUCAUGACAAACAUUAAAGCCGGUGCCUUGUAUCUGGUAUCAAUGAUCUCCUGUAUAGUAACCAUUACAGAUGCUGUAUGUAACCUUAGGGAAGACCAGCUCAGCCUCUCGGACUGGACGGGUACCAUCAAGACCCCAGAUUUCGAUACUGGUCAAUAUCCACCAAACCAGAUAUGUACCUGGCGAGUCACACUCAGCAAAGGAAGCCGCAUCCGCCUCGUAUUCGACGAAUUUGACCUUGACCCUGCGACCAGUACCGCUGCAAGUACAGGUGCUGAUUGUCAGGAUUAUGUCAAGAUUAUCGAUGGCAUGAUCAGCACUCCGCAGGAAAUGGGGACAUUUUGUGGGGGAACGACUCCUCCCCCUCUGGUCUCACGAUCCAAUCAAAUAACAGUUAUGUUUUCCUCCGACGGAAAUAGCGGGAAUCGUGGAUUCAAGCUUACUUAUUCAGGAAAUUGUGAAAACAUCAACGUGACGAACAGUGAUACGGUGUUGGAAAGUCCUAACUACCCUAGACCACCUCCAGAUAACGUCCGCUGUGAGUGGUGGGUGACUGUUCCAGACACCAUGUCCCCUCUGGUGCGGGUACCGGAUUUCCGGACUAACGCUUCCAAAUGUGACGACGCCAUCGUGAACUUGUAUGGUUCUUUUGACGAAGCCAACUGGAUCUGCAGAGACAGAAUUGAUCCAACAAAGUUUAACGGAAAUAAGAUGAUCAUAGAAUAUACGAAGAAACCCAGUGUCCAGCCCGCAGUGUUUUCGCUGGAUGUCACAUUUGUCGACAAAUGCACGGAUGACUAUUGUGAAAAUGGCGGGACUUGCGAAGACGAAAUGCUGGGUGUUGUCUGCAAAUGUGCCAAAGGUUUCCACGGUGACCGAUGCCAUCUGAAGCUCUUGACAUGCCAAAAUCAGCCAUGCAAAAACAAUGCGGAAUGUAUCGAAACUGACGAAGAGAUUGUGUGCGAGUGCACACCGGGUUUUGCAGGUGAGACGUGUGACGUCAGAAUAAACGAGUGUGCUCCAAAUCCUUGUCUCCAAGGUGGGACAUGUGUUGAUAAAACUACAGACUACAGCUGUAUCUGCCCCGAGGGUUAUGCCGGAAAGAACUGCGAGAAUCCUCUAAGCGAGUGCGAUCGGAAACCAUGUCAAAAUGGCGGAACUUGCCAAGACUUCCGGAAUGGUUUUAUCUGCGUUUGUCCGGACGGCUUCACAGGUGAGAUAUGUCAGAAGGAGCUGAGUACGUGCAAUUCGGACGGGUGUGUCCACGGGGUGUGUCAGGGCACGCCGGACGGCAUGGUCUGUGAGUGUGAGCAAGGAUACACCGGCGAGAAAUGCGAUGAAAACAUCGACGACUGUAAGAUGAAUCCUUGUAAUCGGGGUUCCACGUGCGUUGAUGGGAAAAAUGGUUACCAAUGUUUAUGUGCCCCAGGUUAUACGGGGGAGAGGUGCUACACCGACAUUUUCGAAUGCGCUGACAACCCGUGCCUAAAUAACGCCACCUGCGAAAAUCUCGUCCCCGGCUUCCGGUGCACAUGUCCGCCUAAAUACGUCGGUGAACUCUGUGAGAAGUAUUUGGACGCUUGUGACCCUUCUCCUUGUGGAAAUCGUGGGACAUGCGUGGACACAACUGGGGGGUUAGAAUGUAUCUGUCCUCCUGGAGUGACCGGAAAGACAUGCGAUACGCCGAUCAACCCCUGCACAAGUAACCCAUGUAAGAACGAUGCCCCUUGCGUGGCGACCAUCCAGGCCAUGGGUCCAGUUUACGUCUGUGAAUGUCCACUCGGCUACGAAGGACAGCAGUGUGAGGUGGAGAUCAACGAAUGUGGCUCUGAACCAUGUCAAAAUGGAGGCAUUUGUCGAGACAUGGUAAAUGAUUUCAUGUGUAGUUGUCCUCGAGGUUUUCGUGGAAAGCGGUGCAAUAUCACGGUGGCCACUUGCAGCUCACGGCCCUGCAAGAACGAUGCCGAUUGUGAGGACAACAACAACAACGGCGAAUUUCAAUGUCACUGCAAAACUGGAUUUACCGGAAGUGUUUGUGAGACGGAUAUCAACGAAUGUUUGGAGAGGCCGUGUAAGAAUAACGGUAGUUGUGUAAAUCAUAGAGGCUUCUUUGUCUGUGAGUGUGUGCCAGGAUUCCAAGGAAAGACUUGCGAUAUAAAUAUUGAUGAGUGCUCUUCAAAUCCUUGUAAACAUGACGGAGCAUGCGUGGACAUGGUGAACGAUUUCCGAUGUGAAUGUGGUGCUUCCUUUGGAGGCAAAACUUGUGACGAUUUCAUUUUAAAGGAUUCCCCCCAUUGUCAAGACGACGAGGAUGCUAACGGUAUAAUCUGGUUUAGCACGCUCACCGGAACGGAACAGAAGCGACCUUGCCCGCCGGGCAUUAUGGGAUAUGCCACGAGGCUUUGUGGUUCAGAUGACCCGUCCCCGCUAGGCGGAGUCUGGAGUGAUCCUGACCUGCGCGGUUGCGUCCGUCCUCUACUUAUACAGUUAUCAAACGAGGCUCAACGAUUGCUGACAGAUGACUUCGUUAGUGAUCGUCAAAUCGCCUUCCUCACUGAGAAGAUCGUGAACGCUACCAAACUCCGUGCAGGGUCAACGCUGUAUCCGGGAGAUUUGAUCUCUGCCUCGGAAACCAUGGGAACCGUGGCUGUGGCAGUAGAAAAGGCGACAGUUAGCGGGCAGGGGCUCCGAAAGCUGGCAGAGAUAUAUGGUGAUGCAUUAGUGAAUGUUAUUGACCCGGAAACUGCAACUGUGUGGAACAAGAUCAACGACGUGAGCUUUGUCGAGGAAAAGGUCACGGACGUCUUAGACUCAACAGAACUUCUUGCUGAAAACAUGGCGUCCAAAUUGUCACAGUUCUACCGCAGACGAAAACGAGGUUUAUAUGAUACCAUAGAGGACGACACCAUCUCCGUAGUAAAACAUAACAUGGAGUUUCGAAUAAAAUUGAUGUCCCCUGACACCGCCGGUAACCAGCUGUCCUUCCACGGCCAGACGACAUCCAGUUCGAUCAGCUUACCUAGAGAAAUACUGACCACAGUCGGUGAAGGUGGUCAAGGAACAUUUGGGUGUUUAUUAUGGGAAGUUUUCAUCUGUGUCCAGGCUGUUGACUCCCCGCCCGUUCUCUGUGAACUCAGGCAUAUGAACCUUUUAAGCAUCAAUGCCAUAGAGACAUCUGUAGAGGAAGAGGUGUUUUGCAAUGCACAUUUAUCUUUCUUUGACAGGUGGCCCUCCGCAAGGUGGCCUAGAACGGGAUGUGGAGUUCUCGAGCAGAAUGGCUCUCACGUGAUCUGUCAUUGCUAUCACCUGACCAAUUUUGCUGUAUUAAUGGACGUCUAUGGAAUAAGUGACGGACUAAGCGAGGUACAUGAGCGCACUCUCUCGUUCAUUUCGUACAUUGGCGGCACUCUGUCUAUACUGGGAUGUAUUCUGGCAAUAGCCGUCUUCGAAUACUUUAGACUGAAAAGUGACCGGGUGAGGAUUCACGAGCACUUGGCGAUAUCUAUCAUUCUGGUGCAAUUUAUAUUUCUGGUGGGCAUAGAUCGUAAGGAAAACCCGCACGUCUGCAAGGUGUUCGCUGUGCUGUUACACUACUCUCUGCUCGCCAUGUUCUGCUGGAUGCUGGUCGAAGGAAUCCAUUUAUAUGUUAUCUUGGUGAAGGUCUUCAAGAAAGGAAGUCAUCUGAAAAAGUACAUGGCUCUGGGAUGGGGAAUACCGCUGAUCAUAGUAGCUGUAUCGGUUGGAGUGUUUUACGACGAUUAUGGGCAAGGAGAAAUGUGCUGGAUGACAAACUUCAUGCUCCUCGUACUCUUCGUUCCUAUAGCAACAGUUGUCAUACUGUUGAACGUGUUUGUACUAGUGGUGGUUGUACGGGUGAUGCUGAAGUCCUUCGCUAUCUCGGGUAAAACAAAUAGUGAAGAGGCUUCCAGUAUAAGAAUCACUCUAAAGGCGGCAGGUGUUUUACUCCCUUUACUGGGUCUAACCUGGAGCUUCUGUUUCCUGUCGUUUGACACCAAAGCCACUCUCCUCUUCACCUACCUCUUUACUCUGUUUAACUGUUUACAGGGAGUGCUGUUCUUUGUUUUCCACUGCCUACUGAACAUUGAUGUGCGGAAGGCGUACGAAAGGCGUUAUAAACGUCCAAAACAGACAUCUGUGAAUAUCCCCAACGGCGACCGGAAUUCGGGGUCACGACGGAAGGGAUCUUUGAUGACCACGGAUUGCGACCCCUUUGUGGACACGGGGCCCUACAACGGUUCCUCGCUCUCCUAUAGGAGUUCCACCAAAUCUGACGACACCGAAUUCUCAGAACUGAGUUAUUACAGUAAGCCAUCAACCGGAAGUCAGGGGGGUAUCAACAAUCUGUCAUCAACAGUUCCUGAAAACUCUUUUACCGCGGACAAAAACACAGCAGAGAGUUACCUGUCACAACUUCCUAAGCCCACGUGACAUCAUCACGUGACAGACGUUAUAACCAUACAUAAUCACUUGCCAUACAUAAGUGUAAAUAGUUCCGGAAGUCUGUGACGAAUGUCCCGGAUGUAAAUAUUUAUGCUUGUGUAGGUUGUUGUUACGUAAAACCUGAAGCUAGCAAGAUGUUACUCGGAUGUAAAUGCAUACAUUUUCUAACGUUACAUCUCCCAACGAAGAUGACAGUAACCUCAUUGUUACUACUUUUGAGACAACCCUGUUGAUUUGUGGUUGGCUUUCUUGGUUGGUAAAAUUUGUAAUGAGUAAAAGUGUCAAGUUGUUAUGAUGCUUUUUCUAACCAUUAGCUGGUCACUGACUAUAUUUGUUUGUUGAUAGUAUAUGGCGUUACAUAUCUCAGGGUAAUCAAGUGUUUACGUUCUGCGGCGAAACCCCCAUUUUCCUCAAGUUGUGAAAAUGACCACUCUAAUAUCAUUUUACCUCACGGGCCUAUAAUAUAAAAAGACCUUUGUAAUAUUAAUAGGAAACCGGCCUAUUUGACUUUAUUUUUAAGAAGAUACUCUAUAGUAAUUACCUACUGAACUUGUGUAACUCUUGGUCUAUUGAUGCUCAACUGUAUGUAUUAAACAUAUAUAGUUAUAGUUUGUGCACAACACCAUCCUAUAUAUGCUGUAUUGUAAAACUAUACAUGGGCUAUACUUGCCCUUGUAGUGCACGUCCUUAUUAUCUUUUUAUGCCUUCAUAUAAUUACAUGAUAAUGAAAUCAGAUUGUACAAAGUAGUUCCACAACUACGGCAAAUCUUUGGAGUUUUCUAGUCAGAGAGCAUGGUGCGACAGAAUGGAUUGCUAUGAUACUGUAAUGUAUGCAUUGUAGAGUUUUUCUUAUAUUUUCGUGCAUUGUGCUGAAAACAUCAAAAGUUUAAAUCAUUCAGUUGUAUCUUUGGAGACGUGCAAUAUCAGAGGAGUACCCUAUAAUGUUUCCAGACUAUGCUUUUUCUUGCCAUUUUAGUCCUAGAUACGUAUUUGUUAAUUACCAUGUAUAUAUUAAUUGAGAUUUGUUUUUGUUUUACUUGUUAUGUUCCAUUAAUCAUGUACACGUAAAUUAGCAGUCAUGGUGAAUGGUAAACGACAUCGUAUGCACAUUUUGCUGAAAGUCGUCUUGUGAUGGGUUUAGAGCGUAGGCAGAUAGAUGGUAACAUAACUGUGGGAAAUUUUUAAAAUACCGAUAACAAUAACAACAGAACAGAGAGAUUACGUUAUUGAUUGUGGUUGGCUUAUGUCGUUUUAUCUGGACUCUUGAUCCUUAUUGUAAACUGCGCCCAAAAUAAAAAAACAAGGCCUAUCAGAUAUUCGUUGGGAAACGUGUAAAAUAAUUUGAACCUUAUUCGUGUAAUCUGUUCUUCUUUCCUGCCUUUGCGCUGACGCGUUGUGUUAAAACUGAUGACGUGUUACACAUGCAUUGCAAGAGAACAAUGGUGUCAGUUUAGCUUGGACUCGAUUCGCCAUUGUCCGGAAGUGCCCCAUUCCGCCGUUGUCUUCUGUGUAGACACUGACUCAGAGGUUCUGAAGUAUUUGGACAGAUAUGCGAAAACUCCGAAGGAUUAGCGAUUGUGAUGUUUAAUCUCACCAGUUAAAGUUAGAUACGUUACUCAUUCAGUCAAUUGUGGCUGAUGUAUUGACGAUCAAAACUAACCACAAUCUCCAUUUAACGGCACUUUUAUUUAACGAUCUGAUACAAAAAGUAUGAACCAGGCACAAUAUUAUAUCGAGGUAUACGUUCGCUUGUCUCGACUACCAGUCCGGCGAGACCAUUUCAUGGGAAACAACUCAAAGAGUUAACUCCCUUGAUUGACUGAACACGCGAUUUAUAUACAUGUAUAUCUAACAUUCUAGUAAUGCACUUUCCACUUAAUAAUAUUUGUACAGUUUCGUCCCCACCGACGGUCCUAAGUGAUACUAGUGCUAUUCUGUGUACAUAAAUCAAACUAUGUUUCUUAAAGUAGAUAUAUGUAGACUUGUACAUAGAACGAAUUGUAUAUUUCACAAUGUUUCUUUUUUGUAAUAAAACAUUUGCACGAUUCAGUACAAAAACUUUUGUUUUAUGUUUUAUUUUUUUUUUGUUUGUUUG